Molecule: messenger RNA, 961 nt
Organism: Cynara cardunculus var. scolymus (artichoke)
Lineage: Eukaryota; Viridiplantae; Streptophyta; Magnoliopsida; Asterales; Asteraceae
Product: rhodanese-like domain-containing protein 9, chloroplastic
Exons: 6
Coding region: 6-779 (257 amino acids)
Cellular component (GO): chloroplast
Source: RefSeq, a predicted model, not a curated record
CAUCCAUGGCUUCUUCACAAGUAAUCACUCCCUUUCUUCUCUUCCAGAAAUAUCCAGACACACUCACCUCCUCACCAAUGGCGGGGAUCAGUUACUCUUGCUCCUCUGCACUCUCUUCCACGAGCAAUUUGGGGACAUUUUCAUUGAGGUUUAAUACUCCUCGUGGUGGAAUCACUCGAAUUAUGCGUACAAAUCUAAGAAUUAGUGCAGAAAUUGAUUAUAUCAAUGCUGAAGAAGCAAAGAGACUUAUAUCAGAAGAAGGUUACUCGAUUGUGGAUGUUCGAGAUCGAACUCAAUACGAUAGAGCACACAUAAAAUCAUGCACCCAUGUUCCCCUUUUCAUCGAAAAUCAGGACAAUGAUCCAGGAACCAUAAUCAAGAGGCAACUGCAUAACAACUUUUCGGGUUUGUUUUAUGGAUUGCCAUAUACUAAGCCUAAUCCAGAGUUCGUGCAGUCGGUGAAGAGCCAGCACUCGCCCGAUAGUAAAAUUCUAAUCGUUUGCCAAGAAGGAUUAAGGUCUGCUGGUGCUGCAAACAAGCUAGAAGCAGCUGGAUUCCAGAAUAUAGCAUGUGUAACAUCAGGACUCCAAUCUGUAAAACCAGGAAUGUUUGAUGUUGUUGGUCCUACGGAGCUAAAAGACGCAGGCAAGGCUGGUCUGGUCCAAGUGCAAGGCAAAAUCUCAGCUGUUCUUGGGACCGUGCUCAUCUGUGCAUAUCUUUUCAUAACUUUCUUUCCGGAUCAAGCGGAGAAGAUUUUGGCGUUGGUUCCUUCGAGUUAGGAAAGAUGACAAGUUUUGCAGAUUGUGUUUUGGUUGAAUUGUGGAUAUUAUGUGAGUGAAGAUAGAUUCUUGAAAAGACCGAGCAUAUGAGUUGCCUGAGUUAGCUCUAAUUGAUAAUUGAUUCAUCAAUGAAUGUGUAGUAAUUUAAGUGAUGAUUAACAAAUGAAAAUAUCUUUGAUUCA